Molecule: messenger RNA, 992 nt
Organism: Fusarium odoratissimum NRRL 54006
Lineage: Eukaryota; Fungi; Ascomycota; Sordariomycetes; Hypocreales; Nectriaceae
Exons: 1
Coding region: 118-846 (242 amino acids)
Source: RefSeq, a predicted model, not a curated record
GGCUAAAUGAGGUUCCUUUAAAUGAGUUGAUAGACCUGGCAGCUCAUGAUUGCGUCGUGCGCCUUACCUUGAAGCUCUUUUAAUCAUCUUCAAAUCUACCAAAGACUGUUAAGAAAAAUGGCAUCGACAGCACCGGGAUCGAUCAAAGUAUUACUACUUACCAAAACUUGCGGCUAUCGUCAUGACUGCAUUCCCACCUUGAUUUCAGCCUUCAACUCACUACCAUUCUCCGUAAGCGCUACUGAAGAUUCAAGAGAACUGCUCUCUCUUUCAGACUACGAUGUCGUUGCUCUCGGACACAACACCGGCGAUUAUUUGAAUGAAGAGGAAGUCACCUCUCUGUUAAAUUUCGUCGAGAAUGGCGGUGGUGUUGUAGGCAUUCAUGCUGCCACAUCAGGCUUGAAGACAAACGCAAGGUAUACCAAGAUUUUAGGCGAAGUGUUCAAUGGUCACCCGCCACCACAAUGGAUGACUCUUGCUGUCGAAACUCCCGAGCACUUCAUCAACGGGUAUGAGCCUCUUCCUGGUCCAGACUCUGCACCAGAAGAAGCUCAUGCCUGUCCUGUCAAGACAGAGUCUCUUCCAGCGAGUCAGUUUCCCUGGUUUGACGAGGUGUAUACGUUCAGAUCUCACCCGCGUAUCGAAGGCCGCACAAUCUUACUUUCGGUGCGGGGGGAUAACGAGGAGAGCGCUGAAUCGGCCGGCUUUCCGUUGUCGUGGACUCAGACGGUCGGGAAGGGAAGAGUGUACUACACUGCUCUGGGCCAUUUUGAUGAGGCAUAUAAGAAUGCAUGGUUCAUGGAAAGCUUGCGCCGAGCUGUGGUAUGGACUGCGAAGAAGGAUUGAGGGCAUGCUUUAUGAGACAACAUAUUGGUGUAACAAACCAUUGGGGUGACAGGACGCAGAUAGAGACGAACUAGAUACUGUAUCAGUCUCCUCCGGUAGCUUUGCUCGCUCCAGAUCUUUUAAACAAAGCUGUUUCGAAGGAAAUA